AUGAAGGCGUGGCGCCCGCGUGUCAUUGUCCUUGCCAAGCUAGCCCUUUCCCCUUCUGCCUCUCCACCUAGGCUAGCCCUUUCCCCUUCUGCCUCUCCACCUAGGCUGGCCCUUUCCCCAUCUGCAUUUUCCACCCAGGCUUGCCUCACCCCUUCUCAGCAUCCCACCCUGGCUUGCCUUUCCCUUCUUCCCUCCCCACCCUUGCUUGCAUUUCCCCUUUUCCCUCUCCACCCAGGCUUGCCUCUUCCCUUCUCCCUCCCCACCCAGGCUUUCCUUUGUCCUUCUGCCUCCCCAUCCUGCCUGGCCUCUUCCCUUCUCCGUCCCCACCCAAAAUUUCCUUUUCCCUCCCCACCCUUGCUUGCCUUCCCCCUUCUCCCUCCCCACCCAGGCUUGCCUUUCCCCUUCUGCCUCCCCACCCAGGCUUGCCUUUCCCCUUCUCCCUCCCCACCCUGGCUUGUCUUUCCCCUUCUCCCUCCCCACCCAGACUUGCUUUUGGCCUUCUGCCUCCCCACCCAGGCUUGCCUUUCCCCUUCUCCCUCCCCACCUUGGCUUGCCUUUCCCCUUCUCCCUCCCCACCCAGACUUGCCUUUGAACUUCUCCCUCCCCACCCGGGCUUGCCUUUCCCCUUCUCCCUCCCCAACCAAACUUUCAUUUGCCCUUCUGCCUCCCCAACCUGGCUGA
This is a messenger RNA of Closterium sp. Naga37s-1, 681 nucleotides long. NCBI's taxonomy places the organism in Eukaryota, Viridiplantae, Streptophyta, Zygnematophyceae, Desmidiales, Closteriaceae. The record is from the annotation of a GenBank genome assembly.